Messenger RNA from Exophiala aquamarina CBS 119918, 1830 nucleotides. RefSeq lists its product as uncharacterized. The record is from RefSeq and is a predicted model, not a curated record. The transcript has 2 exons. Bases 1 to 1830 code for a protein of 609 amino acids. NCBI's taxonomy places the organism in Eukaryota, Fungi, Ascomycota, Eurotiomycetes, Chaetothyriales, Herpotrichiellaceae.
AUGCAUUUGAUCAAUGUCAAUACGUUGAAGCUGGAAGAGUUUGCAGACGGCAUCAAUGCACCCUCUUAUGCCAUCCUUUCCCACCGGUGGGAAGACGAAGAAGUCUCCUACAAGGAUCUCCGACGGGGCCGUGCAAGCCAGUGCAAGGGCUAUCGCAAGAUCCAGAUGUGCUGCAAGCAAGCUCACGAAGCAAGACUCCAAUAUGCAUGGGUCGACACCUGUUGCAUCGACAAAAGGAGCAGUUCUGAACUCUCGGAAGCCAUAAAUUCAAUGUUCCGAUGGUACCAGAACGCCACUGUCUGCUAUGCCUACCUCAGCGACGUCAAUGCGCCAGCAGCAGCAGAUCCUUCCGUACGCAUGCCACCCAGUGCCAUCGGGAAAAGCCUAUGGUUUACACGUGGCUGGACGCUUCAAGAGCUCAUCGCUCCGAGGGAGCUGGAGUUCUACGACGCCAAUUGGACCUGUCUUGGGACUAGGGGGUAUUUGCAGGAUGCAAUAGCCCAGGCGACGAGAAUCCCGGUGCCGAUUCUGACUGGUAAGGACAAGCCAAACAAAUAUCCUGUUGCGCAGAGGAUGUCAUGGGCAGCCCGAAGGAAAACGACAAGAGUCGAGGAUGUCGCAUAUUGCCUACUGGGGAUUUUCGGUGUCAACAUGCCUUUGUUGUACGGGGAGGGUGAGAGGGCCUUCACAAGACUCCAAGAGGAGAUCAUCAAAAGAUCAGACGAUGAAACUAUCUUUGCUUGGCCCGGGAUCUGCUCACCAGGUCAUUGUACCCCUGGUCGUUGCUCUGGUGUCACCGACCUGGAAAUCGCAACUGCCCUGGAGGAUGCGACCGGGUGUCUUCUUGCUAAGUCCCCACUCCUUUUCGCCGGAUGUGGUGGCGUUGUGCGAACGAUUCAAGGAUCCACGCCUUACGACUCCCAUGAUUACACUUUCACCAACGUCGGUCUAUCAAUCAGAAUGCCCCUCGUUCCCUGGACACUAGACACAUACCUCGGUUUCUUGAACUGCUAUCUAUAUAGCACGAACAAGUCCAAGCCGGAACAUGUUGUCUGCGCUAUACGUCUGCGCAAGUGCAAGCGAGGUCUGAGGAAUACGCAGUUUGUGCGUGUGGAUACAGUUAGUGGGUGCAUCUCCUCGGCGGAUUUUGGCACGUUCAAAGCAGCAAGGUGGAAGGACAUCAUCAUCAGAGACUUCCAAGAUCGGUCAACCCCAAUCCUCGGCCAGUUGAACUCGAACUUUCUUUAUGGGUUUCAUCUCACCGUCUCCGCCGUUCUCGACUUGGCUCCGAUCGUCCAUCGUUACCCUAUUUCAGAGAACAAGAAUUCAACGGUCGAGAUUCCAAUGGGCAAGUCCGGGACCAUCGCUGUGAUCGAGCUGCAGGACUCGCAGUCCAGCGAGUUGAGAACACUAGUCAAGCUCGGGUUCGAUUUCAACUUCAGCGCCGUGAUUCAGGUGCAAAUCAAGCAUGAGCCGAUCUCGGACGCCGGCCUCAUCGACGUCAUGAAAUCCGACUGGAUAGAGCAGUUCGACUCGAGAAGGCAGCUCUCCAUCCGAAGUCGAACCCACAGCUCUGACCUCUCAGAUUGCUCUUUCACACAAACGAAGGAGCAUGAGGACGAGGCGCUGCACAGUCAUGAACCUGGCAUUUGGACUUUUCUUGUUGCAGAUGCCAGUGUUGAAAUCACAAAUCGUAUUUUGGAAUUAAAUGCACGUAUUGUAGUCUCGCAAGUAGCUUCGGAAUGGACACUUGCCCUGCAGGCGAUGGAUCCGCGGAUUCCGGCAUUCAGACGCCCACCCGCUGAUGAUCUCCCCAGCCCCGGAGCUUGA